Messenger RNA from Fraxinus pennsylvanica, 1488 nucleotides. NCBI's taxonomy places the organism in Eukaryota, Viridiplantae, Streptophyta, Magnoliopsida, Lamiales, Oleaceae. The record is from the annotation of a GenBank genome assembly.
AUGGUUAAUUAUAAGAAACCAAAGAGAAGGGUGGCUUUUGUGCUGAUAGAUGGUUUGGGCGAUGUAUCACUGCCAAUGUUUGGUUAUAAAACCCCGUUGCAAGUAGCCAACACGCCUAAUUUGGAUGCGAUUGCUUCUGCUGGUAUAAAUGGUUUGAUGGAUCCCGUUGAAGUAGGCUUGGCCUGUGGAAGUGAUACAGCCCAUCUUUCUUUAUUGGGUUAUGACCCUAGGGUUUAUUAUCGAGGUCGGGGUGCAUUUGAAUCAAUGGGUGCUGGACUGGCAAUGUCUCCAGGAGAUAUUGCAUUUAAAUCAAACUUUGCAACCCUGGACGAGAAAACUGGAGUAGUUGUUAGCAGGAGGGCAGCUAGGCACUUUGAAGAGGAAGGGCCUAUUCUCUGUGCAGCAUUGGAUGGAAUGAAGCUGCCAUCUUUUCCUGAGUAUGAAGUUAGAGUCAGGUACGCAACAGAGCAUAGAUGUGGAGUGGUUGUAAACGGACCAAAAUUAAGUGGAAAUAUAUCAGGAACAGAUCCACUGAAGGAUAAUCGCUUACUUCAUCAAGCUGAAGCCCUCGAUGAUUCUGAUGAAGCAAAGCACACGGCUGCAGUUGUUAAUGAAUUGUCAAAAGAGAUUUCUCGCAUUUUAGUUUCUCAUCCAGUAAAUGUUAAAAGGGCAGCAGAAGGAAAGAAUAUUGCGAAUGUUGUCCUUUUGCGAGGAUGUGGUAUUCGAAUUGAGGUUCCUCAAUUUGAAAAGAUACAUGGGCUGCGGCGAUGCAUGGUGGCUCCCACCAAAAUUAUAGCUGGCUUGGGUUUGUCUCUGGGUAUUGAUAUUCUAGAAGCUCCAGGAGCAACAGGAGACUACAGAACUCUAUUAACUUCAAAAGCAACUGCCGUAGCCAAGGCACUUUCAGCUCCUCUGCAAUCUUGCCCCUGUGUUCUUGUACCUGGGGAGGACGAACACAAACCUGGUCGAGCAGAUGGCUAUGAUUUUGGGUUCCUUCACAUCAAGGCAAUAGAUGAUGCAGGCCAUGAUAAAGCUAGCAUGUUCAAAGCCAAAGGAUUGGAAGCUGUUGAUCAAGCUAUUGGACAGCUGGCUAGGCUCCUUUGGGAAGCAGAAUCGAUGGGGGCAUUUCGAUAUUACCUUUGUGUCACUGGAGACCACUUGACUCCAGUUGAAUAUGGUGACCACAGCUUUGAACCUGUCCCAUUUGCAUUAUGUCGUUUAAAAGACUUUGUAGGUGCUGUGGGAGGUGAAUCGGUUCUUUCUAAAACUCCUCUCGACCCAUUUCCAAUUCCAACAAUCCAAGCUGGUGAAGAUUUUGUAGAAGAUUUGCUGAUGCAAGAAGAGAAACGAAACAAACAUAUAGAGGCUUUUAAUGGUGACACGGUUUUUGAGUUGAAUGAGAUAGCAGCAGCAAGAGGCUGUCUUGGGCGAUUUGCUGGAACUGAAAUGAUGGGAAUUAUAAAGGCAUUUCUUAAGCUCGAAACAUAA